UUCUCUCAAACUUGAUGGAAUAAAAAGUUUUUUUAUUUCUGUUAAAAUUUAUUGCUUUAGAGAUUAAAUAUUGAUACUUUGCAUGAAUUCAGCCGAAUUUGAAUAGGUCUGUAAUAAUGAACCCAGCCAUUCUGUUCUUAGUGAUCUUUUCAACUUUAAGUUUAUAUACUAAAGCUCAACGUAGUUAUCCAGCAUGCGGUGAUCAAGAAGAAUGCACAGUCCACACCGCGUGCGAUGAGUUCAAGAAACUGACUGUAAAAGGGUUUUUAACAAAAGAUGAGAGAAAAUAUUUUUCAAGUAAGCUGUGUAAGAACAUUAAUCAUAUUUAUCAUGUUUGCUGUGCUAGAAAAAUGGAUGAAACAAGAACAACAGUGUUGAGUCUUACAACAGAGUCGACUCUACAAACAGAGCCAAGUCUGCAAACAGAACCGACUCUACAAACAGAACAUACACAACCGACUAUACCAAGAUCCAAACUUCCAACAGCACCAAACUGUGGAUUUCAUAUUGAUAACAGAAUUGUUGGAGGAGUAGAAACCUCAAUAGAAGAUUAUCCAUGGAUCGCAAAAAUUUUGUACUUAAAAUCUAAUAAUAAGACCGGCAGUCAUUGUGGUGGAAGUUUGAUCAACGAGCGUUAUGUCCUAUCUGCAGCACAUUGUGAAAGAAGAAUUCCACCAUCAUGGAAACUUACUGCAGUACGUCUUGGAGAUUGGGACACAAGAACAAAUCCUGAUUGUCAGAAAUUCAAUAAUGAAGAAUUGUGUAAUGAUCCAUACGUGGAUGUUGAUGUUAUCGAAAUUAUUGUUCAUCCAGAAUAUAUUCCAUUAUCACCAAGUCAACCAAAUGACAUCAUGAUGCUUAAACUUAAGGAUACUGUUGAAUUUUCAAAAUGGAUAAAACCAAUCUGCUUGCCACAUGAUCCCAGUGUUGGUGGAAUAGAUUUUACUAAAUUAUCAUUGGAAGUUGCUGGAUUUGGAAAGACUGAUAAUGCAACAUCAAGUAAUGUUAAAAUGAGAUUAGAUGUAGACGGAGUUGAUCAAGAGAGAUGUACAGGAUAUUAUGGACCAAAGAGUGUCAGUAUAACAAGUUAUCAGAUUUGUGCUGGAGGCGUGGAAGGAAGAGACAGUUGCAAUGGAGAUUCUGGAGGACCUCUAAUGAGAUCCGGAAGCUUUCCUAAUACAAUUUAUCCACACUUUUUACUGGUCGGCAUUGUUUCGUUUGGUCCUAAGAAGUGUGGAACUAAGGAUGCUCCAGGAGUUUAUACUCGAGUAUCAGAAUACAUUGACUGGAUUAACAGCAACAUUAAUUAAUUAUUAAUUUUGAAAUAAAUGAACUGAGAAAUUUAUGAAACUUCUUUUGAACUC
This is a messenger RNA of Chironomus riparius, 1364 nucleotides long. Lineage: Eukaryota; Metazoa; Arthropoda; Insecta; Diptera; Chironomidae. The record is from the annotation of a GenBank genome assembly.